Messenger RNA from Bacidia gigantensis, 1392 nucleotides. RefSeq lists its product as uncharacterized. The record is from RefSeq and is a predicted model, not a curated record. The transcript has 2 exons. The coding region runs from base 1 to 1392 and encodes 463 amino acids. Lineage: Eukaryota; Fungi; Ascomycota; Lecanoromycetes; Lecanorales; Ramalinaceae.
AUGACAUCCCACGUCACAUAUUGGCCAGAUACAGCCAUCAAGCAAUAUUCAACUGGACGUUCGAACGUCCUAGGUCUUUCGGAUAGUGGACUUGUUUGGGAAUGGAAGAAUGAGACGGCUGUGCUGAUCGCUCCUCUCAAUGUAGACCUCAAGGAGAAAACGGUCUUCGAGGUUCAAGCCGGCAUUGAUCUUGUACCGGGCGGACGCCAGGAGUCACUGCAAACAGGCUUGAGGGUCACGGUAGACACCGUCACAAUUCCAGGAACUUCUUUUCGUCAGCAUGACCAGGCGACCUAUGCGAAAGACUCUCUUGAGGCCUACAUCGGCGAGGUGAAGCAAUUUAUUGUUCUCGAAUCACACAUCGUUUUCACCACCCACCACGGCCGGGUUUUCAGCUAUACGACUACCUAUCCUUUGCCGGAGUUUUCCCGCCCCAAUCCCGUCGAGCUUACGACUUUGUACAAUGCAAGCACCAAGUCAAAUGCCCAGGCUUUUGAGCCUCGCAGUCUAGUAGGAUCUUUCCGUAAUUUCGGCAUCGUCACAUCCACAGCAAAUGUCUUAACAGCGACAGAUUCUUAUUUGAACGUAUUCCACGAGCAGGCCGCUUUACCGAGCGUAGAGCAAAGACUUUCCCAACCGGACGUCCUCCCCUCACUGCAAUCCGGUGACGUAGUCUCAGUCUCCUUCGGAGACUACCACAUGCACGCCCUACACAGUGACGGUACCAUCAGCUCCCUGGGCACGGAAAGUCAGCGUUGCGGUGCUCUAGGCUUAGGUGAUUCCACUGUUUCAGGGUGCAGAGGCGUCCAGAUCGCAGGCUGGCAUAGGUCUGGCAGCCUCAACAUCCCUCAGGACCCAAGAGACAAGCGGACUGUUUGGUUCGAACCAUUAAUGGAGUCCUGGAUUGGGACACUGGUUUCGAAUACGCGCAGCAGACUCGGAGGUACUGCGACGCUUGACUUAGCUUAUGCCCCUCAGGACUCUGAGCAGCUGAGCACCUGGUUUGAACGUGAAGGGAGGAAAUGGAUGAGGCGCCCCGUCUCGCAGGGUCGUCUGAGCGAUCGGAAAUCCCGCCCGACAACUCUUCGUAAGACGACAACCAGCACUGACGAGCAGGACGAUGAGGAUGAUCUUCCGGCCUAUUUUGCCCUCAAAGUCGCUUCGGCGGGCUGGCACUCUGCAGCUCUCGUGCUUGUUGACGACGAUAAAGCCCAGGCGAUCCGCGACAGAUAUAUCGAGCCACGUCCACCUGCUACAAGCAGUACCGUCGGCUCUGGUAUAUGGAAUCUUGGCCGCCGCUUUCUGGGACUUACGGUGAGAGACGAGAAUGAGCAGAGCCAGACGAGGUAUAUAUGGGAGAAUGAGGAGCUGCCUCGAACUCUGACGUCCUGA